AUGCCCAGCUGUUCCGCCAUCGGCUGCUCCUACCGGGGCUCUGACCGGUACUACAAGGGACUAAAUGUGCGGCUCUACCGGAUCCCGAGCCCCCGGACCCCGUUCGACGAGGAACGCAGAGAGCUGUGGGUCCAGGCGCUGCGCCGGUCCCACUGGGGCGAGAGUGGCAUCAGGAACGGGAGAGUCUGCAGCCAACACUUCAUCACGGGUGCCUACUCGUUGGACCGGAUCCACCCGGACUUUGUACCAUCCAUCUUCUCUUUCUCCAAACCUAGAGAUCUGCAGAAGGGCCUGGAGCGCCUCAAGAGGUAUGAGCGCACUGUGAAGCGAGUGGAGGAGAAGGGCGUGGCUUAUGUUCCAGACACGCCCACUUACACCAGUGAACAGCGUGCAGUGUUUAACAGCUGCACGACCUUCAACUGGCCUUCCUUCAAAAGCGUCCCCCAUGUGUCAGAAGUGUUCAGUGUUGCCGCUCGGGUUGAGGAGCAGAUCCACGGUUUGAAGCGCGGAGACAUCGUUCCAUUCAUCGUAAAAUCUGCAGACCCCAGACCAGACCAGGACCUGGACUUUGACUAUGACCCGGUUGAAGUGCGUCUCACUGAAGCUGAAGUCCACAUAGAUCACAACUACAGCAGCUCAGGCGAGUCGGGCUGCAGCCCGAGGAGUCCUCCCCUUCAGCGGCAGAAACAUACCAUCAUAGCGGAGCGCAAGUGUAUGGCUGCACGACCAGAGGGAAACCGGAGUAUUCCCACUAUGAACAAAGCGGAAAACACAAAUCUAGCCGCAGCAAAGACCAUGGGAAACCCUCACUCGGCCAAAGUAAUGGAAGUCCAGACCAGAGUAAAUGUGAAGGCGCACUUUUCACAACAAAGGUCUUCAAAGGGACAGCAGAUCAAAUCCCCACCACUGGAAAAGGAACGAAUAAAUCAUAUGUCUGAAUCCAUCCUCCAGCCCACAGGUGUUCGUCCUGACCACACCUACUGCGCCCCCUCUGCAGCCUGGCUCAACCUACAAUCCCCUGCUACAUCUGCAAUGCCCACAUCAGAGCCGCAUGCUGCUUUAGAUGCCCCGUCUGUAGAAGCGCUUCAAGCAGCGGACAAACACUUGCGCGCACACCUUGCAAUUACAGCUGCUCAGACUGUCCCCACUGGUUCAAAUACAUGA
Knipowitschia caucasica is the source of this 1164-nucleotide messenger RNA. NCBI's taxonomy places the organism in Eukaryota, Metazoa, Chordata, Actinopteri, Gobiiformes, Gobiidae. The record is from the annotation of a GenBank genome assembly.